Molecule: messenger RNA, 2623 nt
Organism: Megalops cyprinoides (Indo-Pacific tarpon)
Lineage: Eukaryota; Metazoa; Chordata; Actinopteri; Elopiformes; Megalopidae
Exons: 18
Coding region: 121-2226 (701 amino acids)
Molecular function (GO): kinase activity; pseudouridylate synthase activity
Source: RefSeq, a predicted model, not a curated record
GGUCUGUUGAUGUCCAGUGAUAAGCAAUGUAAAAUGGGCAGAUAUUUGAUGUCCAAAUCAUUUAUCUUUUGCUCUUGAUGGUGCGCAAGAUUCGCCUGUUUUGGAAGAUCGGAAUCCAGAAUGCUGGGUAGGGUGUCAUCGUUCCUUCAGCGAUAUGGCAUUCCAACAUUCCACAGAUGUCAGCUACACGAUAGUUUGUUCAAUGUCCAUCCAUCUAUAUCUGAGGCACUGGCGGAAAACAAGCCAGUGGUGGCGCUAGAGAGCACAAUCAUCACCCAUGGGAUGCCAUAUCCCCAGAACCUGAGUACAGCCCAGGAGGUGGAGGCCAUUGUGAGAGCCCAUGGGGCCACGCCCGCCACAGUGGGGGUGCUGGAAGGCAGGGUUCAUGUGGGCCUGACCCAGGAGCAGCUGCACUUCCUGUCCUGCAGCGACGCCUCCCUCAAAGUGUCCCGCCGAGACCUGCCCUACGCCAUCAGUAAGGGUCUCUCUGGGGGCACCACCGUCUCUGGCACCAUGAUUGCUGCUCACAGGGCCAAGAUCCCCGUGUUUGUGACUGGGGGCAUUGGAGGAGUGCACCGGGAUGGAGAAAUCUCAAUGGACAUCAGUGCAGACCUCACAGAGCUUGGCAGGAUGCCCAUCGCUGUGGUCUCGGCUGGUGUGAAGUCCAUCCUGGAUAUUGGUCGAACCCUGGAGUUCUUGGAGACACAGGGCGUGUGUGUGGCCACAUUUGGGAAGUCCAAGGAUUUCCCAGCAUUCUUUUCACCUCAAAGCGGAUUCACUGCUCCCUACCAUGUGGCGGAUGCUGAAGAGGCAGCAGCACUGAUUGAGAGCAUGCUGUCUCUGGGGCUGCAGAGCGGGCUGCUGGUGGCGGUGCCCAUUCCUGAGGAGUAUGCAGCUGCAGGACAGCAGAUAGAGGAGGCCAUCCAGACAGCAGUGGCAGAGGCCAGUGCAAAGGGUGUCAGAGGAAGAGAUGUCACCCCCUUUAUUCUUCAGAGGGUCAAUGAGCUGACCCAGGGGAAAUCCCUCCAGGCCAACAUGGCCCUCAUUCGUAACAAUGCCAAGGUGGGCAGCCAGAUCGCCUGUGCUCUGUCUGAACAGCAGAGGAGGAAGAGGAGUGUCGCUUCACCCCGCCUCAAAGAGCAGAAAACCCGAGUUCACCCCGAGGCCGUUGUCAUUGGUGGUAUCAAUGUGGACUUCAUUGCCAAAGGAAAAACACAGAAGUUGCUGUUUGGGCAAACCAAUCCGGGAAGUGUGUGCCAGUCAUUCGGAGGGGUAGGAAGGAACAUUGCUGACUGCCUCAGUCGACUGGGUGAACGGCCCCUCUUCAUUUCGGCUGUUGGGGCCGACUCUCACGGUGAUGCUGUUCUGAGUUACUGCAAGCACAUGAACACAAGUGGGGUUGCUAAGAUACGGGAGCAAAGAACUGCAACUUACUGUGCUGUAAUCACCGAGAGCGGGGAGCUCAGCCUGGGAUUGGGCGACAUGGAUAUUCACCAGCGAAUCAUGGCGCAGUAUGUUUCUGAAUUUGAAAAGCAGCUGUCCUCAGCCCGUCUGGUGUGUCUGGAUGGUAACAUUCCAGUCUCCACUAUUGAUUAUGUGUGCUCUCUCGCCAUGGAGCACGCUAUCCCAGUGUGGUAUGAGCCAACAGACGCAGACAAGGCCUGCAAACCCUUCCUGUCUCACAGCUGGAAGGCGUUGACUUACACCUCUCCCAACCUGGCGGAGCUACGCACCAUGAACCAGACACUGGGCCUCCCAACACCUGCAGAGCUGCCCGGCGACCCGCAGGAGGUGCUGCGCUGCGCGGCGGCUCUCUCUCGCCCCCUGCUGGAGCACCUGCAGUGCGUGGUGGUGACACUGGGCCCGACGGGUGUGCUGGUGUGCGGGGAGCACGAGGACGGGACGGUGUGCCUGCGACCCGGGAAACGGAGACGGCAAGGCAAGCUGUGUGCCCUCCACUACCCAGCAAUGGCCCUAAACCCAGGGGACAUCGUGAACGUCUCAGGAGCUGGGGACAGCCUGGCUGCUGGGUUGAUGGCGGGGAUCCUUCAGGGUGGAAACACAGAUGACAGUGUGCGUUUGGGGCUCAUGGCAGCGCAGUUAUCCUUAGCGUCCCCCCACCCCAUCGCACCUUCGCUCAGCGCCGGCAUGGUCAACCUGGAGGAGGUCCGCACCCAGGACUGGCCUCGGCCCACCCUCUGGUGGAUAGAAGAGAUGGACCAAUGACCGGGGUGGCCAGUUCCACAAAGGACCAAUAAGAGUUUUGGAAACAAGAUGCACAACAUUCUAUUUACAAUGUUCUUUUGUUAUUAUUAUAUUGUCUGUUUGUAUGAGUCAAGGAGCUGUAUUUGUUAUGACCAAAUUAGGGCGAUUGUUCAAGUUCGACAGUAUGAAAUGGAAACAACCUUUGUUUCCUGUGAUUUCUGUAUGACAUUGGUGGACUCCAUGCCUUUGGAAAGUCCCAGGCCACUACAUCUGAAGGCUGAAAUCCCUAUCAGUGCUUUCAGCCACCACAUUCAAUGCAAGGCAACAUAAUUAACAUAAAUGGACAAUACACACACACUACCUAGGCAUUGUAUUUACAAUAUACUUACAGACACAGCAAAUUUAUAUGAAGAUAUAC